This is a messenger RNA of Ascochyta rabiei, 3222 nucleotides long. Its product is annotated as ATP-binding mismatch repair protein. Gene Ontology annotation, cellular component: MutLalpha complex. The coding region runs from base 1 to 3222 and encodes 1073 amino acids. The transcript is spliced from 2 exons. Gene Ontology annotation, biological process: mismatch repair. The record is from RefSeq and is a predicted model, not a curated record. Lineage: Eukaryota; Fungi; Ascomycota; Dothideomycetes; Pleosporales; Didymellaceae. Gene Ontology annotation, molecular function: ATP binding; mismatched DNA binding; ATP hydrolysis activity.
AUGGCCACAAUCAAGCCCAUUGAGGGGCGCUCCGUCCACCAGAUCCAGUCCGGGCAGGUCAUUGUCGACCUGCAGUCGGUCUGCAAAGAACUCGUCGAGAACAGCAUCGAUGCAGGCGCCACCUCGAUCGAGGUCCGCUUCAAGAACAACGGUCUCGAUGCCAUCGAGGUACAAGAUAAUGGCGCCGGCAUCGCACCGGCCGACUACGACACGAUAGCCCUCAAGCACUACACGUCCAAGCUCUCCACCUACGACGACCUCACAUCCCUUCAGACCUUUGGCUUCCGCGGUGAAGCGCUGUCUUCGUUAUGUGCGCUCUCCAAGUUCCACAUCGUCACGGCCCGAGCAACCGACGGCCCAAGAGGCACCAGACUUGAUUUCGACCAGUCUGGGAAGCUCAAAGGGACAUCAAUAGUGGCGGCCAAGCAGGGCACGACAGUCGUAGUGGAGACGCUCUUCUACAACCUGCCUGUGCGGCGAAAGGAGCUGGAGAAGAACAUCAAACGGGAGUACAACAAGGUGCUGGCAUUGCUGAAUGCAUAUGCAUGUAUCAGCGUAGGCGUCAAGUUCUCUGUGACCAACCUAAUGUCCAAGGGGAAGAAGACCAUCGCCUUUUCCACCAAUGCCAACCCCAGCACAAGAGUGAACAUCUCGAAUGUGUACGGAGCAAAGACGGUUGCAGCUCUUAUCCCUCUCGAUCUUGACUUCAGCAUGGAGCCCUCUGAUCGACCAGGCCCUACACAGAGCGCUAGAAACCGGAGUACACAAGAAGACUUGGGGUCACGGAAAGUCAGGAUUGUCGGCCACAUUUCGCGGCCUGUUGUUGGCGAGGGACGCCAGACGCCAGACCGCCAGAUGUUCUUUGUCAACUCACGGCCCUGCAACCUACCUCAAGUAGCCAAAGCUUUCAACGAAGUGUACAAGUCGUACAACACAACACAGUCACCCUUCAUCUUCGCCGACAUACAACUUGACACCGAAGCAUACGAUGUCAACGUCAGCCCGGAUAAGCGGACAAUUAUGCUGCACGAUCAGAUGACCUUACUAGAGAGCUUGAAGGAAUCUUUGGCCGAGUUGUUUGCUGGUCACGAUCAAAGCGUGCCCCAGGCGCAGCUGCUCGGGAAGCAGCAGUCUACCUUCAAACCACCAUCCAUGCAGUCUCGAGGUAGCACACUAUCGGUUGCAGCAGAUGACCGCGGUGAUGUUGACGUUGCAGUCGAGGCACAUUCUGAGAACCGAAAUAGAGAGAGCGUGCGUACAAAUGCUGAGGCGCCGAAUGGUGCUUUUCCAGGUUUUGUCAAGGCAAGUUUGAUCGAGAGCUUUGCAGAACGGGAUGCCCGAGAUCGAGUGGUCAGACGGCCGUCCAGGCGCCACCCAAGCAGUUCGCCAGAUAACAGUAAGGCGAUAGAGGGUCAUCCUACAGGGAGGCGGCGAAGUCUGUCACAGGAAGCAGACCGCACGGCGAAUGAGCCUCGUCAGCGAUCUCAAUCACCAUUGUUCGAACCCGAGCAGCCGGGAUCACCGUGUCGAAUUGGGUUGGGGCCACCUCCCAGAGAUGUGCAGGACUUCAAUGCUCGUAUUGCGGCUAUACAUGCGCGACAAGUUGAGCGUGAGCGAUCACCUAGAUCGCCAGGCCCCACCCCGGCAGACACUACGAACGACGAGGAGCCUAUUCCAACCGUCAAGCAAACACCUCAGAAAGCGUUUCCGCAAAGCAGUAUACAAAACGCCUUCGAUCGUAUGCGUCCCAUGCGAACACCUAUCCAGCAAGCGACAGUCACCGUGGGAGACUUUACGACAACAACCACUAUUGGAAGUGGCAGUCAGUCAAGAUCUGCUAAACGAGCAAGGAUUCAUACACCUAAAUUUUCCUUGACCGGUACACCCUUGAGCCAAAACCCGAAAGUGUCACUGUUCACGAAAAGCCUUCGAGGCUUUGCAGCGCCUGGUACACAGACUCAGGGUAGUGACGAAGAAGAGGAUGAAGAUCAGAACAGCAGCAUGCCAAUGACAUUGCAUACGCCCACGCGGCAGAUGCGAGCGGUAUCAAAAGCUUUUGAAGAGCCUCGGACCGAUGACCUGAUGGAGUCUUCAAGUGCGCCACCACCUCCUGAAACCGCGGUGGAGCAGCCGCUCGAUAGCGACGUAGCUAUGCCUGAUGCUCAUGAAGCAGAGGGUUUUGAUGGAGAGUACAUCGAUGAAGAGGAGAAGAAAGCUCGCGAAGAGGCGAGAAUCGUGCGGCUAAUUGCUGAGGCCGAAGAGGCAGCUGCUCGCCCAACAGAGAUGAACCUUAAGCGGGCGAACAAGCUGUUCAAAGUGUCUCACAACAAACACUCGACUAUUCAUCUUGAACGCGUUGUCGAGACGGAUGUCACAUCGAUAGCGCGGCAUCUUCGCAAUAUCCAGGCAGGCUUUGUCAUUGCAGGAGCAGAUACAGGCGCAGCAGCCGCACUACCCACGAGCACGCAACUAAACAAAGAGGACCCGGAAGAGCGAUUGAGUCUUACGGUGAGCAAGGCGGACUUCAACGAGAUGCAGGUCAUCGGCCAGUUCAAUCUGGGCUUCAUCAUCGCAGUUCGACCUCCUACCUCCACAUCGCCGACCUCAGACCUCUUCAUCAUCGAUCAGCACGCCUCAGAUGAGAAGUACAACUUCGAACGUCUCUCCGGCAGUACUGUGCUCGUCUCCCAGCGGCUCGUACACCCGCAUCCUCUUGAACUGACAGCGGUUGAGGAAGAGAUCAUUCUGGCCAACGAACAUUCCCUGACUGCCAACGGGUUCAUUGUUGAAAUGGAUACGUCGAACGAGGAGCGCCGCGCUAAACUUACCAGCCUGCCAAUGUCCAAGGAAGUGACGUUUACUCCUACCGAUCUCGAAGAGCUUCUCGCCCUAGUCAUUGACAACCCACCGUCGUCCUCGACGUCAACGUCAGCGUAUAUUCCCAGGCCAAGCAAAGUGAGAAAGCUGCUGGCGAGUCGCGCAUGCAGGAGUUCAGUCAUGAUUGGCAAGACGCUGCAGACUGGGCAGAUGGAGGGCAUUGUAAGACACAUGGGCAGUAUGGACAAGCCGUGGAGCUGUCCGCAUGGACGGCCAACCAUGAGACAUUUGUACGGGUUAGAAAGGUGGGAAGGGUGGAGUGAGGGCGACGGGGUGGUUGGUGUCGACGUACGGGGCGAGAGGGCGGAUUGGGCUGGGUUCUUGAACAAGCAUAGAGUCCGAUAG